This is a messenger RNA of Eptesicus fuscus (big brown bat), 1339 nucleotides long. RefSeq names its product TATA-box binding protein associated factor 7 like (gene TAF7L). The coding region runs from base 32 to 1246 and encodes 404 amino acids. NCBI's taxonomy places the organism in Eukaryota, Metazoa, Chordata, Mammalia, Chiroptera, Vespertilionidae. Gene Ontology annotation, biological process: RNA polymerase II preinitiation complex assembly; transcription initiation at RNA polymerase II promoter. Gene Ontology annotation, cellular component: transcription factor TFIID complex. The transcript is spliced from 13 exons. Gene Ontology annotation, molecular function: RNA polymerase II general transcription initiation factor activity. The record is from RefSeq and is a predicted model, not a curated record.
GGAUGCUGCCAGACCUCCUCUGGAAAACUUAAUGGAAAGGCAAGGAACUCAGAAACCAGAGAUGAAUAAAAACCAGCAUGAACCUCCUUAUGAAAUUGAGAACCAGUUUAUAUUGCGUCUGCCUCCGGAACAUGCUGCUACUGUUAGGGAAAUUAUGCAAUCCGGAAGUGUCUCCAUAAAAGAUAAACUAAAAAUUGACUUGUCUUCUGAUGGACGUCAUGCAACUGUUGAGGUGAAAGAUGUCUCACUAACUGCUAAGGUGGUUGACUUGCCUUGCGUUAUUGGAAGUCUGAAGACUCUCGACAAUAAAAUGUUUUAUAAAACGGCAGAUAUUUCCCAAAUGCUUGUGUGCACUGCUGAUGGUGGUCUCCACUCUUCUCCGGAAGAACCUGUUACCUCUACUGAUCUUAAAGUAAUCAAGAAAAAGGAAAAGGGGAGACGGAAAAAAUAUGUCUGGAAGCAUGGCAUUACUCCACCACUUAAGAAUGUCAGAAAGAAAAGGUUCCGCAAAACAACAAAAAAGCUGGUUGAUUUCAAAGAAGUCAGCUUUACUGAGUGCACUGACUCUCCCGAUUCAGAAAAGGAAGUGAAAAGAUUGCUGUGCUCUGAUGCUGAAGCUUUCAAUGUCCGAUGGGAAGUAAUUGCUGAAGGUGAAACCAAAGAAAUUGAAAGUCAAGGCUCCAUUCCAAGCUUUGAGGUGUCCCCAGGAACAAGUGGUUAUAAGCAGGGUGAUAGAUCACCAGAAUAUCAUAUGCUUCGGAAGAUACUCAGUGAUUCUAGCAAUAGCAGUGAUGAUGAGGAGGAAAAGGAUGAGGACCAGGAUGAGGACGAGGAGGAGGAGGAGGAAGAGGAGGAGGAAGAGGAGGAGGACGACGAUGAUGAUGAUGAUGAUGAUGAUGAAGAAUUUUACUAUGAUGAUGAGAAUGAAGAGGCGGAACAGUAUUAUGAAGAGAAUCUGCAAAGGGAGCUACAGGCAAAGUUAAUUGAAUUUGGCCAGUGUAAGACAAAGGAAGGAAUCAGUUCAAUAGUCAUGGAAAUACGGAAGCAUAUUCAUUACAUGGAGAAAAAGCUCCAAGAGAUUCAGUGUAGAGCACAAAGACAAAAGGAUCUCAUCAAGAAAGUGGAAAACCUGACACUCAAGAAUCAUUUACGUUCUGUGCUGGAGCAGCUUGAGUUACAGGAAAAACAAAAAAAUGAGCAGAUAAUUUCCCUACAGGAAAAACUGAAAUUUUUUCUGGAGAAGUGAGGAGAGUCUUCAGCCUUACACAUCCAGAUUGAAGACUGCAUGAAACUGUGCAUGUUUCUGUUUGUUUCAUUGCUUUAUGUUGAAUCAUUUGUA